AUGAAAAGAACAAGUUGGAAGAUGAUCCUCUCGACAUGGUCUUUGCCUUCAUCACGACAUGUCACGAUCCAAAAACACCUCACCACACCCACCAUCACGACCAUCACAGCAGCUUUAACACAACGAUUGAACUUUCAUGGAUGGUCUUGUUCCGAAACCUCCCAUUCAUCUUCUUCAACAACAACAACAACAACAGCAAAUGGUGGUGGCGUUGCUUCAACAACAAUCAAAGACGUGGAACCGCCCGUCAAUGUGGAAAAAGGAAUUCAUGAUCGACAAGUGUCAUUUGCAAAAUCCAUUCAUAAACCAAAUGAAAAAAAGAAUUUAGUAAUAUUAGGAAGUGGAUGGGGAGGUUUUCGAUUGUUGAAAGAAAUUGAUAUGGACAAGUAUAAUGUUUAUUUAAGCACACCUCGUAAUCAUUUCCUAUUCACUCCUUUGCUUCCAGGAGCAGCGUGUGGUACUGUCGAAUUGAGAUCUAUCAUUGAACCAGUACGACGAGCAGUUUACCAUGAAGAUUAUCAUUAUUUUGAAGGAAAGGCCAUUGCCAUUGACACGGAAAAUCAACGUGUCAUUUGCAAACCUAAUUAUGAACAAGAUCCAAACUUUUGCCUUAAUUAUGACGAACUUGUCAUUGCCAUUGGAUGUGAUGUGAAUGAUUUUGGGGUACCAGGUGUGAAAGAACAUGCUUUUCCUAUUAAGGAAAUUUACCAUGCUCGAACCAUCCGCAAUCAGAUCAUUCAAUGUUUCGAAAGAGCUGCCAAUCCGUCAACUCCUGUUCAUCUCAGAGAGACAUUACUACACUUUGUCGUGGUUGGAGCAGGACCCACAGGCAUUGAAUAUGCUGCAGAAUUACACGAUCUCAUUCGAGAUUUAUCCAAACAUUUUCCUCCAGAUAUUGUCGAAGAAGUUCGAUUAACUGUGAUUGAAGCUGGAAGUACUGUGUUGAGUGCCUUUGAUACUUCACUCCAAAAGUACACACAAAAAUUCUUCCGUCGCAAUCACAUUAAAAUUCGAACGAAUCAACGAGUGAAACAAAUCUUAUCUCCAAAUGCUGUAGAAUUGCAUGAUGGAUCGAUUAUUGAGUGUGGAAUUGUCGUUUGGAGUGCUGGUAUUCAACCUCGUUCCAUUCCAGUCACUCAGGGACGUCCACUUCCUAUUGAUCCAAAAUCAAAGAAAAUCCUUGUCACUGAUCAUCUCAAAGUGAAAGGAUUUGAGAAUGUUUAUGCAAUUGGAGAUGUUUCCUUAAUUGAAAACAUGCCAUUGGCAGCUACUGCUCAAGUGGCUCAACAAGAAGGACUCUAUUUAGCACGUUCUUUGAAUGGAACAGUUCCAAAAGACACACCAUUUGUUUAUCAUCAUUUAGGACAAUUGGCAUAUAUUGGAAAUUAUAGAGCAAUUAGUCAAGUUGGAGCUUUGAAGAGAGGAGGAUUUCUCAGUUGGAUGUUUUGGAGAUCUGCCUAUUUGACACGAUUAGUCUCCAUUAAGAACAAAUUUAAUGUAUUGAUGAAUUGGACAAGUACCUUCUUCUUUGGGAGAGAUAUUAGCAGAUUUUAA
Messenger RNA from Naegleria fowleri, 1554 nucleotides. RefSeq lists its product as uncharacterized. Gene Ontology annotation, molecular function: NADH dehydrogenase activity. NCBI's taxonomy places the organism in Eukaryota, Heterolobosea, Eutetramitea, Acrasida, Naegleriidae. The coding region runs from base 1 to 1554 and encodes 517 amino acids. The transcript is spliced from 5 exons. The record is from RefSeq and is a predicted model, not a curated record.